GGCUCGGGCAUCGGUGCAUCACGAUCAUUGACACUGACACUGACACUCGGGCCUACUUAACUAUCAAAAUAAUGCUUUAAUAUCAAUUUUUCAUUUUAAAUCGAUUAAUAAAAUCCUAUUAAUGAAUUUGAGUUAAGUUUGUAGUCACUAAAUUAUAUUACCUAACUAUAACUUCAUUAUUGAAUCAAAACAAGAUAACUCUGUGCUGUUGAAUAAAAUAUUUUUGUUGUCGCUAUUGUAUCAUAUGAAUGAUAAGAAGAAAGAACUACAGAACUCAGUGAAAAAUGCAUCAUCUAUUAAAAUAUAUAUUUUCUUCAAGCCAAUGUUGCUGUAAAAUGUAUUUACCUCAGUGCAGAAUGUGUUUUCCAACUGUAACUGCAAACAAUAAUUCAUUUUUAUCAGUCCGAUUGUAUAAAAAUCACAGGAUUAUGGCAAAUGUUUAUUUUGCGGAUGAUCGAUUUUCAAAGCGCCAUAAUAAAUUAAAAAAUGCCAUUCGAGAUAAACAGAUUAUUUUACAAAAAACUAAACAAAAAUUUCAAACCAAAGGUAAAUUUAUACUAGAUGACAUCAAGGAAACUAAAUCAAAGGUACGGGAUACUAUAAAGGAGAAUGUUUGGACAAUACCUAACAUGCUAUGUAUGACUAGAAUAAUCCUAAGUCCUUACUUGGGUUAUCUUAUUGUCAAUGGAAACUUCGAGUAUGCCCUCAGUUUUGUGGCCAUAGCAAGUGUAACAGACUUAGUUGAUGGGUGGAUUGCUAGGAAUUUCCAAGGUCAGAAAUCGAAAUUAGGUAGUUUUUUAGACCCAAUGGCUGACAAAGUACUUGUGGGUACUAUGUUUUUCACAUUGACUUAUAUAGAUUUAAUCCCAAUAUAUCUUACCGGUAUAAUAAUAUUAAGGGAUCUGGUUUUAAUUGGUGCUGCCUUCCAAAUUCAUUAUAUGUCAAUACCUAAACCUAGGACUUUAAGUAAAUUAUUUGAUGUCACCAACACCAAUGUUCAAUUAGCACCCAUGUUCAUAAGCAAGGUGAAUACUACAGUUCAACUAGCAAUGGUUUGUGCUACUUUAGCAGCUCCAGUGUUUGAAUUUGUCGAUCACCCUGCACUCAAAGUGUUAUGGUGGCUAACAACUGCUACUACAGUGUCAUCGGCAGUAAGUUAUAUAGUGCAUAGAAAAAAGACUUAUAAAAUAUUUAAUAACCAAAAAAGAUAAAUUGUUUUACCUAUCCUACACACAUAAAUAACAGUAUCUUUGACAAGAAAUGUUUUGAUUUUAAUAUAUUUAAGACAAAUUAUUAUAAAUGUAGGUAUAUAUUUACUAUGUGUAAACAUUGAAUAUAAUUUAUAAAGUAUUAUAUGUAUAAUGAAUUCCAAAAAUAUAUAAUUUUGUUCAAAUUAGUAACUUUUAUCAUAUUAAGUCCUUACAAGUAACAAUAGUUAUAAGUUAAAAUAUUUUACUGUUGAAUCAUUCAUCUAACAUUAAUUUCAGUUAAAAAUAUUAUUUUAUUAUCUAAUAAAUUAAACUUGCUAAGUUUAAAUAAUUAUUUUUGAUGUACAUUUUCAAUUUUUUUUUUCUUAUACAAUAUAAUAUAUUAUACUAUAUUCCUGUAUUUUAUGUACUUUGUCAUUUUGAUAUUAAUAUAUUGUUUUGUCAGUAGUAUUUUUUAAGACUGAUUUAGUAUUACUUUAAUGAUCGUUAAUAUUAUAAAAUUUUAAUAUUAUUAGAACAAUAUUCAUUUUUAUCUAAGAAAAAGUUUUAAGAUAUUUAAUUUGUGAAUUGUAUACAUGUACAAGUGAAAUAAUAAUUAUAGUGUCAUGUUAUUUCAAAAUACGAUCUACAUAAUAAGUGACAUAAUAUAAAAUAUAAUAUACUGUAGAAUUUGGCAGUGACGGAUCCAAGGAGAGGGCAAAGGGGCAUUUGCCCCCCAGUCUCCAUAGUUUUCCUUUGUAUUACACUGUGUUAAGCCAAUUUUGGAACUUUUUGUACUUUUGCCCCUUCAUGCCUCUCCAAAAAUUAAGCCCUGGAUCCGCCACUAGUAUUUGGCGUAUAUGUAUAAAAUAAAAUAAAAUGUAAUUUAAUAAGUCAAUAAUUUGAAUAAUAAGAAAUAUUAACACUCUGAUGUGCAUCAGCAUUAUUUCACAGAAAAAACUAUUAAGAUUAUGAUUCAUGUUCAAGAUGGAUACCUACAUGGCUACAUUAGCUCCAUAAAUGAUUGGAGUAAUAAGCUAGUAUUAAUUAUGGCCAAAUUAUUAAUAUUUUUUCAUGUAUACAUACUAUAUCAAAAACAUAGUGUACAAUGUGAUAAAAAUGUAGACAGCCAAAAUAAUUUAAAAUAUUGGAAUAUUAAUUAUUUUGAAUUAAAGCAAAUAAAACAAAUUUAUAUCAGUGAAAUUUAUAAUUUUUAAUAUUCAACACGUAACAUUUCAGAAAACCAAAGCUUAAUUUUAAUUUUAAUUUUUAAUACUAAUAAUUAGUAUAUUUUAUUACUAAUAUACUAGUAGUAAAAUUGGUGAUAAUUUGUAUUUAGUUUUUUGUAAUUAAGAUUUAAAUAUUACAUAAAUUAUACUAUAAAAUAGUGUUGUCAAAAGACAAAAGUCAAACAGUAAAUACCAUAUUAUAUAUUUUUAUUUGUUUCAAAUUAUUUUUGUAUAAAUUAUUUUAUUGUUAUAUUUAUUAUAUUAUUUCAAAAAAUUUGUUUGUUUUUUUUAUUAAACUGACAAAAACUUACUGGAACUUCUGUACCUAUGUAUUACACCUUUUAUAAUGGCCAGGGACAGCAAUACAUAUGGUGCCAAAAAAAUAAAACUGCUUUACCCUACCAUUUCACAUUAUAAA
Messenger RNA from Metopolophium dirhodum (rose-grain aphid), 2834 nucleotides. RefSeq names its product probable cardiolipin synthase (CMP-forming) (gene CLS). The coding region runs from base 285 to 1211 and encodes 308 amino acids. Lineage: Eukaryota; Metazoa; Arthropoda; Insecta; Hemiptera; Aphididae. Gene Ontology annotation, cellular component: mitochondrion; membrane. Gene Ontology annotation, molecular function: cardiolipin synthase activity. The record is from RefSeq and is a predicted model, not a curated record. Gene Ontology annotation, biological process: cardiolipin biosynthetic process. The transcript has 2 exons.